This is a messenger RNA of Sphaeramia orbicularis (orbiculate cardinalfish), 912 nucleotides long. RefSeq names its product H2A.X variant histone family member 1 (gene h2ax1). The record is from RefSeq and is a predicted model, not a curated record. Gene Ontology annotation, molecular function: protein heterodimerization activity; structural constituent of chromatin; DNA binding. The transcript has a single exon. Gene Ontology annotation, cellular component: nucleosome. The coding region runs from base 84 to 470 and encodes 128 amino acids. Lineage: Eukaryota; Metazoa; Chordata; Actinopteri; Kurtiformes; Apogonidae.
CGGAUCAUUACGUAAACGCCUAAGCCCGAUCCGACUAUUACGCGCAGAGGUUUUUAGUUUACCAGUAACCACACUUUUCAGUCAUGUCUGGCAGAGGGAAAACCGGAGGCAAAGCCAGAGCGAAGGCCAAAUCCCGUUCCUCUAGGGCCGGGCUCCAGUUCCCGGUCGGUCGUGUCCAUAGGCUACUGCGCAAGGGCAACUAUGCGGAGCGCGUCGGUGCGGGGGCUCCGGUCUAUCUGGCGGCCGUGCUGGAGUAUCUGACCGCUGAGAUCCUGGAGUUGGCAGGAAACGCAGCCAGGGACAACAAGAAGACCAGGAUCAUCCCCAGGCACCUCCAGUUGGCCGUGCGUAACGACGAGGAGCUCAACAAGCUGCUGGGAGGAGUGACCAUCGCGCAGGGAGGUGUUCUGCCCAACAUCCAGGCUGUCCUCCUCCCCAAGAAGACGGAGAAACCGGCCAAGAGCAAGUAAAAAAAAAGACUCCCUUCAGCCCCGGGUCCAGCCUUGGAGCCAGCCACUUUUUUCAUAUCAGUAGUGUUCGUUUUUUUGGAUAAGAAAAAAAAAAACCCUUCUCCGAUAUGGGACAGUGUUUAGUGUUUGCUGUUUCUACAAGGAAGACAUCCACUCGCUUCUUCUGGGGACUAUUCAUAGACUGUCCAUUCGCCACUGUUGUGUUCCUGGCUCUGGAAAAUGGAGGCGCACUAUGAAGGCUCGGGAUGAUGAAGGCCGUGUUUAAAAAAAACAACAACAACAACAACAAAAAAACAUUACUUAAUAUGGACCAAAAUCUGAAGGGAGGGGGGUGGGCUGUUUUAUUUACGCAGUGCUGCUAAACGUGCAAAAUUGUUGUAUUGUUUAUGUCCUGUUGUUUCAAUAAAUGUCUUGUAGCCUUCUGUUACAGGGCGAACGUUUA